AUGGACGACUUGGAGAGCCUCGAGCUUCUGUCGCUCGUGUCCAAGGUCACGUCCGAGUUGCAGAAUCAUCUGGGAGUUAGCGAAAAGACUCUUGCCGAAUUCAUCAUCGCCCAACGAGUAGAAUGCGGGUCGUUCGACGAGUUCAAGCAGAAACUGGCCACCCUCGGCGCCGACUUCCCGCCUAGUUUGGUCGAGAGUAUCGAUAGACUUGUCCUGACCUUGCACCCAAAGUUCAAGGGUCAAAACCACGGACAAUUUCGCACCGAUGAAAACGAGAAGCACGGCCAAUCUGCCGAGGAGAAGACAAAGGUGUUCAAGGGCCUGUCCAUCCCGGACAAGGAGGUGGAUGUAAUCGACGACACUCUGGCGUUACUUGAGAGCCUCGAACCCAAGAGAGCGGAGAAAGAACGACCUAGGAAACGAAGCCGUACCCCCGAACGCGACGACUACGCAGACGACUACGGGAAGAGGAAGCGCAAGGAGCGAUACCGGUCUAGAUCGAGGUCAAGGUCAAGGUCUAGGUCAAUCUCGCCACCAAGAGGCCGACGGAAGGGUCGAUACGACGAUGAAUACGAUGGCGAUUUCCGGCGGCCACCAGUGCGGGAGACCGACGAGGCCCCGAUUUUAUACAAGGUCUACGAAGGUCAUGUCACAGGAAUCAAGGACUUUGGCGCCUUUGUCAACCUGCACGGCGUCAAGGGCAAGGUCGACGGCUUGGUUCACAUUUCCGCUUUCGGCCAGCGUGUCAACCACCCUUCGGAUCUACUGUCCAAGGGGCAGGAAGUCAAGGUCAAAGUCGUCAAGCUCGAGGGAGGCAGGGUAGGCUUAUCCAUGAAGGAUGUAGACCAAGAGACGGGUAUGGAUCUGGCACCACAGUUGAGGAUAGGUUCGGGCGCCAACAUGGAGGCAAUCGGCGGAAGAGGAGGAGGAUACGAUACCAAGGCUGUUGUCAGCAAUGGAUUUGAAGCCAAGGGAACAUUCCAAGCGACGGCAAACGCCAGACAACACAAAAAGAGAAUGACGUCCCCUGAAAGAUGGGAGAUUCGUCAGAUGAUCGCGGCAGGCAUUGCGAAGGCAUCUGAUUACCCCGAACUUGAAGAAGACUACCAGGCAACCCUCAAGGGUGAGGGGCAAAUGGAGCUUGAGGAGGAUGUCGAUAUCGAGGUUCGCGACGAGGAGCCGCCAUUCCUGGCUGGACAGACCAAGCAGUCUCUCGAGUUGUCACCCAUCCGCGUCGUCAAGGCUCCUGAUGGGUCGCUUAACCGCGCCGCCAUGGCAGGUACGAACCUCGCCAAGGAACGGAAGGAGCUGCGACAGCAGGAGACUGAAGCCAAGAAGGCGGAGGAAAAGAAGGUUGAUUUAUCCUCACAAUGGCAAGAUCCUAUGGCGAACCCGGAGACCAGAAAGUUCGCUACUGAUUUGCGCAAAAACGCUCAGGCGGCACCAGCGGCUCCCGAUGCUGUUCCUGAGUGGAAGAGGGCCGUUGCACCCAAGGAAGUGUCGCUAGGCAGGCGCACCAACAUGAGCAUCAAGGAGCAACGAGAGUCCCUCCCCGUCUAUGCCUUCAGAGAACAGCUGAUCAAGGCCGUGAGGGAGAACCAGGUCCUUAUUGUCGUCGGCGAGACGGGAUCCGGAAAAACUACGCAGCUCACUCAGUACCUGGCUGAAGCCGGCUUUACUAACAAUGGUAUGAUUGGAUGUACCCAGCCUCGUCGUGUCGCCGCCGUCUCCGUCGCAAAACGUGUUUCCGAGGAAGUCGGCUGCCAGCUUGGCCAAGAGGUUGGUUAUACCAUCAGAUUCGAAGACGUCACUAGUCCAGCAACCAAGAUCAAGUACAUGACCGACGGUAUGCUUCAAAGAGAGAUCUUGAUCGACCCUGAUCUUAAGAGGUACUCGGUCAUCAUGCUUGAUGAGGCCCACGAACGUACCAUUGCCACCGAUGUGCUCUUCGCUCUGUUGAAAAAGACAAUGAAGAGGAGGGAGGAUCUCAAGGUUAUCGUCACCAGUGCCACCUUGGAUGCCGACAAGUUCAGCGAGUACUUCAACCAGUGCCCUAUCUUUACCAUCCCUGGUCGUACAUUCCCUGUCGAGAUUCUUUACUCUCGCGAACCGGAAUCUGAUUACCUGGAUGCCGCCCUCACCACAGUCAUGCAAAUUCAUCUUAGCGAACCGAUGGGUGACAUUCUUCUGUUCUUAACAGGACAAGAAGAAAUUGACACCGCUUGCGAAAUUCUAUACGAACGGAUGAAAGCCUUGGGUCCCAACGUUCCUGAGCUUCUCAUCCUGCCCGUUUACUCUGCCCUUCCUAGUGAGAUGCAGAGUAGGAUUUUCGACCCAGCGCCGCCAGGCAGCCGAAAGGUUGUCAUUGCCACCAACAUCGCUGAGACAUCCAUCACAAUCGAUCAUAUCUACUACGUCGUUGACCCAGGCUUUGUCAAACAGAACGCCUAUGACCCCAAACUAGGCAUGGAUUCCUUGGUGGUCACCCCUAUUUCCCAGGCUCAGGCCAACCAGAGAGCCGGUCGCGCCGGCAGAACAGGACCAGGAAAGUGCUUUCGCCUGUAUACGGAAGCCGCCUACCAGUCUGAAAUGUUGCCUACCACCAUUCCCGAAAUUCAGCGCCAGAACCUGUCCAAUACCAUCCUUAUGCUGAAGGCCAUGGGUAUUAAUGACCUUCUCCGGUUCGAUUUCAUGGAUCCACCUCCCGUCAACACUAUGCUUACAGCCUUGGAAGAGCUUUACGCCCUCGCUGCGCUGGAUGACGAAGGUCUUCUGACGCGUCUUGGAAGAAAGAUGGCUGAUUUCCCCAUGGAGCCUGCCCUUGCCAAGGUCCUUAUCGCAUCUGUGGAGAAGGGUUGCUCCGACGAGAUGGUGACGAUUGUUGCCAUGCUCAACCUUCCCAACGUCUUCUAUCGUCCCAAGGAGAAGCAAGCUCAGGCUGACCAAAAGAAGGCCAAAUUCCACGAUCCUCAUGGCGAUCAUUUGACCCUCCUUAACGUGUACAACUCCUGGAAGAACAACGGCUAUGGGAACCCUUGGUGUUUCGAGAACUUCAUCCAAGCACGUUCUAUGAGGCGUGCCAAAGAUGUGCGUGAUCAGAUCGUCAAGAUCAUGGAUCGCCACAGGCAUCCCGUGAUCAGCUGCGGCCGCGACACCAACAAGGUCCGGCAAGCCCUUUGCGCCGGUUUCUUCCGCAACGCGGCUCGCAAGGACCCGCAAGAAGGUUACAAGACGUUGAUCGAAGGUACGCCUGUGUAUCUCCAUCCCAGCUCGGCGCUCUUCGGCAAGCAAGCUGAGUGGGUCGUUUAUCACACCUUGGUCUUGACCACCCGUGAGUACAUGCACUACACCACUAGCAUCGAGCCGAAGUGGCUGGUCGAGGCGGCACCAACCUUUUUCAAGAUGGCGCCGACCGAUAAGCUAUCGAAGCGGAAGAAGGCCGAACGGAUCGAGCCGCUGUACAACAAGUAUGCCGGCGCGGAUGACUGGCGUCUCAGCGCGCAGAGAAGAGGUGGACGUGGUGGCGGCGGCGGUGGUACUUGGGGUUAA
Messenger RNA from Sordaria macrospora k-hell, 3549 nucleotides. RefSeq lists its product as uncharacterized. Gene Ontology annotation, molecular function: RNA binding; ATP binding; RNA helicase activity. Gene Ontology annotation, biological process: spliceosomal complex disassembly. Gene Ontology annotation, cellular component: catalytic step 2 spliceosome; intracellular anatomical structure. The record is from RefSeq and is a predicted model, not a curated record. NCBI's taxonomy places the organism in Eukaryota, Fungi, Ascomycota, Sordariomycetes, Sordariales, Sordariaceae.